This is a messenger RNA of Phytophthora sojae, 873 nucleotides long. RefSeq lists its product as hypothetical. Gene Ontology annotation, molecular function: zinc ion binding; nucleic acid binding. Bases 1 to 873 code for a protein of 290 amino acids. The record is from RefSeq and is a predicted model, not a curated record. The transcript has 2 exons. Lineage: Eukaryota; Oomycota; Peronosporomycetes; Peronosporales; Peronosporaceae.
AUGUCGCCCUUCUCGAUGGAGUUGGGGCAACAGCUGCAGGGAAUGGUUGAGAUCGGCGCGAGUGAAGUUGACACGCUGGACAAGUUGAAAGAUCAAAUUCUGCGGAUGGACAGGUACAAUCGCCGUGAUCGUGAACUGGGUGUAGGCGGUCCAGCCGCAGCUCAGAAUCAGACCCCACACCAGGCUCCGAAGCAGAAGCCGCAGCAGCUGCCACAUCAGCAGAAGAACGCUGGGGGCAAUGGCGGGACCAAGUUCGUGAGCCCCGAGCGAGCUGUGGCCGUCGCAGCGAAGAAGCUGGACAAGCAGCAAGGCAACUGCUACAACUGUCACAGACCAGACCACUUGGAAAAGGACUGUCUUAAGAAGACAAUUCAGCCCGCGAGCAGUACAGGAAAGAAGCAAGCUACCUACACGAACCGGGUGCGCAAGGGGCGUGCUAAGCCGGACGUUCAGUCGUCCAGUGACAGUGAGGCUGCCGAUGAUGUGCAAUCUGGAAGUGAUCACACGGCAACUUGCGACGACACCCUAGGCAAGCCGUGCGCUGAGGAUUUUCUCGUCAACGCCUGCGCUGACGCCAUCUCUGAUGACUAUUCUGUAUGGGAGUGGUGCUUCGAUAAUGCGGCCAACGUGCACAUGGCUUCAGACCGGCGAUAUUUUACUGACUACGAGCCGUUUGGCCAGGACACGGAGUGCGUGAGAGGCUUCAAGAAGAAGUUCGCUGCAGCUCCGAUCGGCCAUGGGACUGUGCAAGUGGUGGUGAAGAAAGGUGACUUGGACGUGGUGCUCACGCUUCAAGAUGCUCUUCACGUGCCUAACAGUAAGAACUUACUGUCGCACUCUCAAGCCGAAGACCAAGUGAGGCGAGGCGGGUGA